AUGCCAGCCCGCCAGGCGACCCAGGCCUGCAGAGCUUGUCGACGCUUGAAACGAAAGUGCAGCAGAGAUCUCCCCUCAUGUUCGCUUUGUAUAAGACUCGGCAAAACAUGCGAGUACUACCCCGGUGAUGUCGGCGCAGAAAACGCACCAAACACAGACCUCGCAUCAAGAUUGCACAAUCUAGAACAACUCCUCCAAGGAAAAGCAUCCCAAAACUUGGACUUGGAAUCCAUGCGUUCAAAUUCCAAAAACACAUGCGAACCAACCGUCAAUACAGACUUCCCCCCAGCCUUCUUCCUCGACCCAGACCACUAUUCCAGAUUCCAAGAAUACCAACUUUCCUCCGAGAUACUCCCCUGGGUAGAAAAAGCGCAAGAACUCGUCAAAAAUGACUGGCGCGAAAUCUGCGAGCGCUUCCUAUCAACCAUUUACACCUGGUUACCAAUGAUCAGCAAGAAACGACUGUACUCGGAACUAACCUCCUCUCAACCCGGUAGCAAGCCCGGCAAUGCUCUCUUCCUGCUAUGCAUGAAGCUCUGUACUAGUAAUCAGUCUGAGUCGGCAGAUGAUUCUUCCUGCGCAGAUAACGAGCUGUACAAUGCUGCCAAGCAGUGCUGCUUUUAUGCCGAGUCGGGUGGCUAUGUUUCGCUGCGGCUGGUGCAGUCACUUGUUCUUUUGGCGGUUUACGAAAUGGGCCAUGCAAUUUAUCCGGCGGCGUACUUGACGGUUGGAAGGGCGGCGAGACUGGCGACAGUUAUUGGGCUGCAUAAUAUGAAGCUCGCGAAGCAGCUCUUCGUGGUGGCAGAUAUGUGGAGUUUGAGGGAGGAACAGCAAAGGACGUGGUGGGCGAUUUUCAUUCUUGACAAAGUUGUCAAUCUUGGUUCUCCGGGAUUGCCACUUGUCACGCCCGAUCCUUGCGCCGACCACCUUUUGCCCGUCAACGAGCGAGACUGGAACGAAGGCGUAAUCGGCAUCAAUGAACCUGUUCUCGCGCAAUCCUUCCACGCCGCCGACUCCAUUGGCAAGUUUGCGAGAACAUGCCAGGCCGCACACAUGCUCGGCAAAAUCAUCACGCACGUCAACCGCUGGAAAACCGCCGUCAUGGACGUCACAGAAGUGCUCUUGGAGUCGUUCCAGCUGCACAAGGCGCUGGCAGCACUGGACGCGAGUCUAAAUCCGCCUGAGUCACUGCAAGAAUCAUACCCCAGCCCUGACUCCUCUGUGCCCGAGAACCUGAACUACGUGGCGCUCUCGAUAUGCUGCUCCGCUCGAUACCUGCUCUACUCGCAGUACGCAUGUAACGAGAGCAACAGGUCAGCCGGCUCGGAGCGCAUAGCGCUGGAGACGGAGGCGCAGCAGCUCUCUAUUCAGGGUAUGGAGCACAUCGCCAGUGUUGCGGUGCCCAGGAUAGCGAGAUACAUGGAACAGGUGGUUGCUUCGCCGGCGGUGCGGCCGAGCGUCAGUUUUGUGCCCGGGCAUAGCAUGUACUAUGCUGGGCUGGAGUGCUAUUGCUUCUACAGGGAGUUUGAUAACCAGCUUAUGCUGAGUGGGAUGAGGCAGAUUAUCGAGGGGUUCAAGGCGCUGCGGACGGAGUGGAGGGUUGGAGCGGAAUACUUGGUUCUUCUGGACAAGGAGCAUGUGUUUGAAUUGUUGGAGAGGGUAGACCGGGACGCUCUGGAGAGUAGGUGA
This is a messenger RNA of Pochonia chlamydosporia 170, 1689 nucleotides long. Its product is annotated as fungal specific transcription factor. Gene Ontology annotation, biological process: DNA-templated transcription; regulation of DNA-templated transcription. The record is from RefSeq and is a predicted model, not a curated record. Bases 1 to 1689 code for a protein of 562 amino acids. NCBI's taxonomy places the organism in Eukaryota, Fungi, Ascomycota, Sordariomycetes, Hypocreales, Clavicipitaceae. Gene Ontology annotation, cellular component: nucleus. The transcript has 5 exons. Gene Ontology annotation, molecular function: DNA-binding transcription factor activity, RNA polymerase II-specific; zinc ion binding; DNA binding.